This is a messenger RNA of Cryptococcus amylolentus CBS 6039, 1065 nucleotides long. RefSeq lists its product as hypothetical. NCBI's taxonomy places the organism in Eukaryota, Fungi, Basidiomycota, Tremellomycetes, Tremellales, Cryptococcaceae. The record is from RefSeq and is a predicted model, not a curated record. Bases 1 to 1065 code for a protein of 354 amino acids. The transcript has 4 exons.
AUGAGCGACUCCUAUACGGGCGAAGAGCUCACGUACCACCCCAUCGAGGACGCUCGCAGCGUCCGCAGCGUCACCGACAGCGGCGAAAGUGGCCCAGACAGCCUCACCAACUCCCUGCAGCUCCUGACCGCCCCCUCUGGUCAGACCAUGUCCGGCGUCGGUACUCCCUCCUCCCUUCGCUCUCCCAACCUCCGUGCUCUCGACCAUCGCAGGUUUCUCAAGGACGACCCCACCUGGACUGCAGAAGACUCUGAGAAUGAUGGGGAUGUCGAGAGCAUCAAUUCCACCUACUCUCAGCUCCCCGGUACCCUCGCCUUGCCGUCCUUCCAAGUCAAGUUUCCGGAUGGAAAUACUCCCCGCCAGCUCACUAUGUUCGACCCCUCCAAGGACAGAGGCUUUGUUGUCCCUCGACCCCCGCCUUCCGAUGACGACCCUAUCGACUACCAGGUGAUCCUCAGCAUCGACGAGUGGCACGAGGUCUAUGCGCUUUGGGACGAUCUCGCCUUUCCCAAAAGCAAGCUCAACGAGGACGGGCAAGAGGUGGACGAUGGGUUUGCGAGGCUGCGAGUCAUCUACAAUAAGCAGGAGAAGGCUUCGCACCUCGGUGGCUCCUUGGAUCUGUUCAUGUCUGAGAUCAGAACCAUGGUGUCGGCCAUUGCUGGGAACAAAAACGACGAUGACAGUGAAAGCUUGGACGCCAACGUGACUGAGACAACCGACGACUUUUCCAUCGUGUGCGAAAACAUCAAGCUCUACCAAUGGUUCAACCCACUUUACAAUAAAGCGAGACAGCAAGCAGCACCCGGCGAGUCGCUCAACCCCAUGAGGAUAUCUCUCCAUGUAGGAUGGGACAAGACGCAAACCGUCGAGGGAUUCGCAGCCACGGAAGCGAGGGAGAAGGAACGACAGGCGAGACUGGGGUUGCCGGAGGGAAGGUUGGGAAACGAACUCGAUAUGGAUGCGGUGAGGAGGGCGAGGGAGAGUGUGGAAGAGGAGGAGAGGGAGAAGGAGCGGGUGGAGAAGGCGAGCAAGCAUGGGGUCAAUGGCGAUGAUGAAGAGGCGUGA